Podospora pseudocomata is the source of this 435-nucleotide messenger RNA. RefSeq lists its product as uncharacterized. The transcript has 2 exons. The coding region runs from base 1 to 435 and encodes 144 amino acids. The record is from RefSeq and is a predicted model, not a curated record. NCBI's taxonomy places the organism in Eukaryota, Fungi, Ascomycota, Sordariomycetes, Sordariales, Podosporaceae.
AUGAUCACGCCGGCUAAGAAGCGGGGACAAGACCAAAGGAGAGGGCGCCAUCGCUGUCAACAACUUCGUCGUCUCCCCGAAGGCACGGCCGACAGCCUCUACUACACAACCUACGACGAAGCCGACAACAAGGUGCUCAUCCCCAUUAUCGAUGCCUCUAGCGGCAACAUUGCCCGCGAUCUCGCCAAUCUGAGCGACAGCUCCACCGCCCCCCGCUCUGAGCUUGAAGUCGCCCCGGCCAAGUCCGUCAAGCGCCAGAGGUCUGGCUGUGGCACCCGCUACAACCUCCGCCAUGGCGACUGCGACCUCGCGUACGAGAGACUCAAGGAUACCUGCGGCAAUGGUAUUGUUAUCGGUAAGAACAGUGCUAUUUCUGCCGUUGCAGGCAGUGUCGUUUCGUACAUGUGUACUUAUAGCAACCGUGAUGGUGUUUGA